AUGAAAUUAAUUCAAACAAGUUCAAGUUUAUUUAAAAAUCAAUUUACUUUAAGACUUCAUCAUCAAAAUUUAAAUCCAAUCUUAUACAAGAAUUUCAAUCGAAGCUUUCUUAUCAUUCAUCAUUUAAAUCAAAAUACAAAAGAACCUCAUAAAGAUACUCAACAAUUUACUAAACCUGAUCCAAAUUCAAAAAAGGUACCAACUGAUUCAGAAGAACAUGUUAGAGCAGAAAAAGAUGAUCGAUCAACUAAAACUUUACAAAAAGAAACCAUCAAAGAAGUUCACGAAACUCAUCAUACCAAGAACAAAACUUGA
Messenger RNA from Melampsora larici-populina 98AG31, 315 nucleotides. RefSeq lists its product as uncharacterized. Bases 1 to 315 code for a protein of 104 amino acids. The transcript is spliced from 3 exons. The record is from RefSeq and is a predicted model, not a curated record. Lineage: Eukaryota; Fungi; Basidiomycota; Pucciniomycetes; Pucciniales; Melampsoraceae.